AAAACUAAUUUACUGGGUAUUUUUACUGCCAUUUGUUGGUUUUUAUGAGCCAUUGUUGUAAAUCGCGGCCCUGCAUCAGCUGGCCGUUGUAAGCUUAGCGUACAAAUCGCCCCUGCCAGUUUACUACUACGCCGCUCUACGCCGACAUAAACCUUGGUAUGCGGCCUAUAUUCCGCCAUUGUCACUGGGUGCUUUAUGAAUAUUGACUAUUGAAGAGAUACUAAGGUGAAAAUAUUUUCCCCUCACUCAGUGUAUCGUAAAUGGAUGUAAAUAUUCUUUGAGGUGGAGGUAAAACGAAGUGCGCAAUGGAGGUCAGAAUGGGAAAGAAUGACAUAUUUUUGUAAAGGAAGUUUCAUUGAUUUUAGAAGAUUGAUGUGAGAAAACAUGAGUAGGCGUGGGGAUACAAGACAGAAAAGAGGACAAUCAAACAGCCCGGUGUCACAGAAAGAACAGAAAGCUCCAGGUACCAGGCAGACAAAAAGAAAGGGAGGCCUAAUAGAGUCAAAUGCCUCCCCCAAAUCUGAUACAAGUGAAAAUAUUCCGAAUCCACAGACAGACACACAAGAAGACAGUGAGGGCAAACAGCCAUCGGAGACUUUAAAGAAACAGAAAGCAGGCAGAGGGCGAACAGGUAGAGGGAAGAAAUUUCCACCAGAGUCCUCCAAACCAGAAGAAGAACAGCCUUCUAAAGAAGAACCCAGCAAUCCAGAGGUAAACUCUUCCUCCAGUGAGGUACACAAAGUAGAAACUCAAGGCCUGCCUCCUCCACCACCAACUACCCUUCAAAGCUGUGACGCUCAAUCAGGUGGUGGAUCCAGACCAGAGUCCCGCUCCUCUUCGAAGAAAUCAACAGAUUUACAGGAGAUGGAGACUCAUGAAAAGUUGAUUGCUAUUCCUCCAAAGAAACGAAAAGGGAAUGAAAUAGAGAGAGAGCCUUCACCCCCAUCCAAGAGACAUUCCAUUGAUUUGAGUGAAUGGAUAAACCAGAGAGUUCUAGCCAAACGUGAUGGGCUCUACCAGCCUGGACAGAUCAGUGACAUCAAACAAAACAGACACAUAGGAGUACUCUUUGAUAGUGACAAAAAUACUGUUUAUUUUAAUGAUGUUCUUGAUCAGCGCACCCAGUUUGACAUUAUCAGUGACCAUAGUCCCAUGGCUAUGAUGACAAAUGUUGGUAGCAGAGUGUGUGUGAGGAUCAUUCCUGAAGAAAAUUUCUACUAUGAAGGGGUGAUAAUAGACAAAAAGUCACAACCUGUUUCAUACUAUGUCAAGAUACAAGGUCAUCAUGAGGAUAAAUUUAGGGAACCUCAGUGGGUGUCUCGUGCAGUGCUUCGACUAAUUCAGCCUCCAUGGUAUGAAGACCUUGAGAAUCUACCAGAACAGCAAGAACCAGUUGCUCCUGUUCCAACCAUGGGAUAUCCCCUUCAAUUACAGAUGCCACAUCAUCCUAUAGCUCAUCAUCAUUAUACUCCACAGAUGGAGAUAAGUCCCCCAUUGCAAGGCAGGUUGGAAAGGUCUCCAUCAUUGCCACAAAGCACCAGUAUAGAAAGAGGGGAUUCCUCUGAAGAUGAAAUGAAGAGUGAGGAAUUUGAUUUUGACUCGGGGCUAAGCACUCCUAGAUCUGGCAGUGCUACUCCUGGGUCUGGGUGUCGAUCCCAAGGAGGAAGUGGGGGAAACCGUCCUCCUCCAAAAAAGCGGGAAUUUUCAAGAAGUAGGAGUGUGCAGUCUUGUGAAAGCAGCAGAUCCAGUACACCUAGAUCUCCAAGUUCUACGCAGAGAUACAAAAAGGGAGAUGUAGUAUCAACUCCUAAUGGGAUUAGAAAAAAAUUCAAUGGGAAGCAAUGGAGAAGACUGUGUUCCAAAGAGGGUUGUACGAAAGAAUCUCAGCGACGUGGUUAUUGUUCUAGACAUUUGUCUAUGAAGGGACAAAAGAGCAUGAGAGGAAACAUGCAGCAAUUUAGGAAGGGCGAGUUUAAAGAUGGUCAUAUGGAGUGGUCUGAAAGUUCAACCAGAGAGAGUAGUGUGACUGACUUUGAUCCAGAACAUCCUCAGAGAUUUGAUGAAACAGAAGCAGCUAAUAUGUUGGUGUCUUUAGGAAAUUCAAGAUCCACAACUCCAGCAUUCUCACCAACUCCCAGUAAUCAUCCUAUUUCUCCACACCCUGUCCAGUCACCAAGUACCAUGGGGCCAAGGGGUAAUCCCCUAUCCUUUGCACCUAUUUCUCCUCAUCCCCAGACACAGGGUUUCAUGACCUCACCAACUCGUAGCUGGAGUUCAGGUACAUCAAAGUCGGGGAGCUCCUCAUCAGAACAUGUGUCCCCAAUCACACCCAGAUUCCCUCCAACAUCACAUGCACAUAUGUACAAUACCCCUGAAAUGGAACAAUUGUAUCAGAAAAUUGCAAGUGCGAGCAAUUUUAAACUAGAUCCAGUGAAAGCAGGCCAAGAAGCAGGCAAAGCCCAAGUGACUUAUGACUCUGCUAUUUUGCAUGCACAGCAGAGGAUUCCAACAGGAAGUGUGUCUGUGUUACCUUUAAACCCAGAUUUGCAGGCUAGAAAAAUGACACACAGUUUGUCCAUGAGUGCUCUACCCUCUCCGAAUCCUGAUCGUCAUAAGGAGCUCAAUAAUCGCAACACAACACCAUCCUCAAGGAUUUCAAAAACAUCAAUGUCCACUUUGAAAAGUCUUAUAAAUUCUGCCCCUGCACCAAUGAAACCCCAGACAGCAGUGGUGGCACCAGUGUCCAGUCCAGAUCAUUUACCAUCAGUCAUUCAACAGCAGCUGCAACACCAAAUUUCCGCUCAGUCUUUAUUACCCAUAAUGCCUGUAGCCAAUGGAGGAAAGAAUGAACAACCUACAGCAGUCACCUCUGCACCAGUUAAUUCUAAUAAGCCUGUGCCUGUGUUUCCAUGGCAUGCAUUGGUCCCUUUUCUCACUAACACAGGCCCACCAACAGUGGCUCAGGUCCCUACGUCAACUAUAGAACAACCAGUAGAAAAACAACAAGCUGUUAACUCAACAUUAUCACCAAAGAAAGCUAGCCAGUCAGAGCAACGCGUCAGUGCUUCAGAUGCCCCUCCCAUUGAAGAUGAUAUCGAGGAGGAUUAUGAUGACGAUGUCUUUGAUACAAAGGAAGAACCCCAGCCAGAGCCAAAAAAGAUCCCCGCAAAAAGACGUAGCCAAAGCCUCAGUGCCUUAAAGGACAAGGAAGAAAAGAGUCCCAAAAAGUCAAAAGAUAAAGACCACAUCAGGAGACCCAUGAAUGCCUUUAUGAUAUUCAGUAAGAGACAUCGACACUUGGUCCACCAGCGACACCCAAACCAGGAUAAUAGGACAGUCAGUAAGAUCCUCGGGGAGUGGUGGUAUGCUCUGGGACCGGUGGAAAAGCAGAAGUACAAUGAUUUGGCUAAUCAGGUUAAAGAGGCUCAUUUUAAGGCUCAUCCAGACUGGAAAUGGUGUUCAAGGGACAGGAAGAAAUCUGGAACAAUUGCUGACAAGUUGAAACAGAGGACUAGUAGUCAGCGUCUUAGUUCUACUGAUGACAUACUGGAGGACACAGAUACUACAAUGGACAAUGAAGACAGUGUAUUUUUAAAUCGGGAAUCUUUAUUUGAAAACAUAAGGGGAGGAAGAUCUCAGAGUUUGUCAGCUGUUCCACGAGAUGGGGAGGGGUCAGCCUUCAUGCCACCAGGGAUGAAUAUCAACCCAAAUGAGGACCAAAGAGGAUUUACAGAGGCAUUAAGAAGACAAUUAACAAAUGGACUGACCCAUCAGAAAUCUCCAUUGUCAAUGCCAUCACCUCAUGAGACCCCGCGAUCAUCUCUCAGUCAUCACUCCUCCCCAAUGGCUAAAUCAUCCCCUUUGGCCCAGCCCCCUGUUGACAUGCAGCGACAUCACUCAGUGUCCAGUAUAGAGGAGUCCAGAAUAGCAGCAGGGUCCAGAGACAUGGGGGGAGAUGGGGAUGGGAGUGAUGAUGAGAAAAUGGUUAUUGAUGAAGAUAAAGGUGAUAAGAGUGACCCAGAAGGGAAAAGCCUAAUUUGUCAUGAGCACGUGUCUGACAGCGAGACGGACUCCCAGACGGAGGAAGAUGUUCCUACAGAGAACAAAAUUAACAAGGCCUUCCCACAGCAACGAUUUUCCCCCUCCAAUCAGCCCACUGAUAUAGCCUUUAGACCUACCCCAAUCAAGAAGUUGCCUGAAGGUCAGCCCAAGGUUGUUCAGUCAUCAAUACCUGGGGCAGGGCUUGACUUGGCUGAACACAUUCCAAGACCAUCCAGUGUAGGCUCUGGUUUCCAGCCUAAAGGUGCUGUCUUCAGAGCAAAAACUGCCCAUUCAAGAAUGGCCUCUACAGGAAGUGUUUUGGAGGGAUCUCAUGCUAAGCAUGAUAGCACUCCAAGACUCUGUCAACAACCUCCAAUUAAAGUGGGCAAUAUGAAGAUCCACAAUAUCACUAUGACAACGCAAAACCAACAGCUUAUUGUGUCCACAACCACUGAAACUGUGAUUGGGAAGCAGAAUUCCAAAGGUCAGGUGAUUAAUAAAGUGACAAAGUCCAAGCAGAGGAACAAUUCUCAGCAGGUGCCCAUACAGCCUGCUGUAACCCCACCCUUACAGUAUCAGACUAAACCAGUUACUUCAAGCAAUGUGCAACUAAUUGCCCCCAAUCAGACCAUAGCUACAAAUAUGGUACAGAACAACAUGGUGAUGCCCACUUUCUCAACUAUGGGCAAACCAAUUACCACUCCUGUGCCCAUUGCUUCGAAACCCAUUGUUUCAAUGCAGCAAGCACAUAUUGCCACACCUACAACUCUUAAGGCAGGAGUUCCAAACAUUCAGCAAAUUCAGACCAGUCCCAACAAUGGUGUUAAAGGAAUGAGCACAAUUGUCCUGCAAAACAUUCCAGCCUCUCAGUAUACUAUUUUGAAUACCCAAAAUAUUGGAAGUCCUGUAGCUGUAACAAAAGCCAUAACUACAUCAGUCUCCACAAUUCAAACAAAUCAGGUCUCUGGAGGAUUCAUCACAACACUAAGAAAUAUUGCUCCACCUCAAAACCACCAAUCACAGCCUUCACAAACUCCUACUACUAUUUAUACAAAUCUAGUGCAACUGAAGUCCACCAAUCAAACAGCAGCUACACCUUCAGUAUUGAAUGCUGUGAAUUCCCAGCCAGGACUUCAACCAACACAGAUUCAAUACAUUCUUCCCUCAGUGAGAUUGGAGACUCCUAAUGGAGGCAAAGUCCAAAAUCUUCUGCAAAUGGCCCUUCCUGGUGGACAAGUACAACAGUUGUCCUUUGGUGGUAACCAAUCACAGGCUCCCUUACAUUCUCCACUACCACCUCAGAUGCACCAGCAACAUUAUCCAUUACAACCCUCUCCUCAGCCAGUUCAUACUGGACAAAAGAUCCAGCUGGCUCCAGCUGGGUCCGGAAUCAAGAUAAGCCCAGUCAAAUUCCAGGGUCAAGGCAAUCUUCUUCAACCUCAGCAACAGCAGCAACAGAUUGUGCUAAAUGCCACCAAACAACAGGGUCUCCCUGUGACAGUUACCCAGUACCAGAUAGUUAAUCAGCCCUCCCCUUUACCCACUGGAGCUGUAGCAACAUCACAUCAGAUACCUGCAGUAUCCCUGGCUCAGCCAAUUGUGUCACUGGGAGCCUUCCAACAACAGCAACAAACCAUCACCCAGCUCCAGGGCCAAACCCCUGGUGCCACAAUCACACAGCUUCAGGUUCACCCACAGACCCGUACCCACAUACCAACUCCACACACUCCCACCCAGGUAGCAGGCCAGGGGCAGAUCACCCAGUUACAGCAAGUUACUCAAAUGCAGCAAGCUAAACAGUAUCCUGUCAGUCAGGUGUUGACUCCUGGGGCUCAGUACCAAACAAUGGGGCAACAGCAGCAGAGAUUCCAGUUUCUGCCCACACAGCAAAAGGUGAUGGUUCCUCAGUCAGUGACUAUAGCAUCAGUUGCCUCCCCUUCACCAGCAGUCUCCCCAGCUUACAUUCAGACCUAUGUAGGAUCUAUUCAGCAAAAUAAUCAGGGAGGGGUACAACAGGUCCUGAUUCAGCCUCAGGCGAUGCGGUCCCCAGCCGCAAGUCCAGGUCUAAGCCAGAACAUCCCUCAGCAGCAAACCAUUGCAACGAAUCAAGGGAAAUUUGUAUACUAUUCAGCACCAAGCCCUACCCCUAAGGCUUCAGGAGCAGUGACAACCACAGAGAAAAGUGACAUUGGUUUUGUGUCAGGAAAUAAUCAGAAUGCAAGGCCUCUGAAGGUAAAAGCUACAAUAGCUAAUAUUCCUGUGGCCACUGAAAGUUUCCCAUCCACUCCAACCCCUCAAGGCAUAAGAAAUUCUUCAAGCCUUGCUGCUAACAGCCCUGCUGCCCCAAAAGCCCCAAGCCCACAACCAGCAUACAGAAGCCCACCUACAAUGAUUGGGCAACACAAGCCCCAAAAGCCUUCUCCGCUAGUACUGGAUAAUCCUGCAAUGGUUGAAGCUUCAGAUUCAAAGGCAGAGGAGGAGAGAAAAGAAGAGGGUGACAUUCGCCAGGAGAGGGCAUGUAAGGGGCGAAAAUAUAAAGAACUUGUGGAGACAGGGGCAGUAACUCCUCGCAGGGAAAGAAAGACCUCUAAGGGAAGUUCUGGACCUGACUCCAGUGAGGAAAAGUCACCUGGCACCCAUUUUACCCAGAAAUCUCCGGUGCAUGCUGCACUACCAGAGCAGAGCAUGCCCGCACCCUCCCCUGCCACAACAGUUGGGACCCCUCUCAGCCCUCGACCAAAACAUAAGCCCCCUCCCCUGCCUGUUUCAUUAUCCCAGAGUUCCUCUAUUCCCUCCCAAAGUCCAGCUCAGAGCCCUAAGAAGGUCACAUUCAAGAAGAAAUGUGAGGAUGGAAUGGAAAAAGUGCUACAGGUGGUGGAUUUUGAGCAGAAGUUUGACCGAUUGCCACAGUUUAUCCCUGAGGAGACAGAUAUGUCAUCUCCUCUCCCCCAAAGUCCUCGAGGAAUUAUCAGCAACUACAAACAGCGAAAGAGGAAAAUGUCCUCACUAGCCACGGGGGAACUAACUCCUCGGGAAACAGAAAUGGAGGGAAUUUCUCCAAGCCCAAGUUACAAGAAGUUGUCCAGUGAAUCAGAAGCCAACACUCCUCAUACCCCUCAUAGUGCUCGUUUUGAGGAUAACAUGUUUUUUGGGAAAAACUUUGAUAUUGAACAGAUGGCACUAUCAAAGAAUGCAGAGGAUUUUGGAGAGGGUAGCAUUGCUUGUUCCCCCAGAACUCCAAACUCCCCAGCAGGACAGUUUUCCUCCCUGCGACGAAUCCUUGAUCAGAGACGACAGCUUGUGAUGCAGCUCUUUGAACAAUUUGGAUUGUUUCCCUCAGCCCAAGAUACAGCCAAUUUUCAGGCAGAGCAUGCGUCUGUUUUCCCCAGCAAGGUUUGUUUGCAGUUGAAGAUCAGGGAAGUACGUCAGAAAAUGAUGGCCCAGUCAGCAGCGGCAGAAAAGGCUGGAGCUGGUGGAGAUGCAGGUCAGAGGUCAUCAGAGACGGCUCCAAACCCAGAGCCAUCUGGUGGUGGAGAUGGCCGUGAUUCAGGGGGAGUGAAUUCAAUGUCAUUACCUCCCCACUCUGAGGGUAAUUUGGAAUAAAAGUGCUAUUUUAAUGUUUGAGACUCAAGGUGUAAAUAUUUUUUUUUUGGAUCAAGUAUUUGUUAUAUAUUCUGUAUUAUCAAAGUGCAAAUUAUUUGUGUGUUAGGUAAUAUUUUGUUUUGUACAGAACUUUUGUUUAGCAAAAAUGUUUUUUAAAUGGCAAAUUUGGUGAUAUUUUAUGGCAUUGUAUGAGAAAGACACUGUAGACUCCUGAAUUAAAGCAUCUCUGUGAAAAAGAUGCUAUGUGUUGCAAGUUCAGAGUUUGUGAAAUUCUUGAAUUGAUAUGGUUAGUGUAAGGAAUAAUCCAUAGAAGUGCCAAAGGGAGAAAAAUUUGAAGAGAAAUAACCAAUGGCAGAUUCAAUAUGUCAUAUUAGAGAAAAAGGGGCAGGCCCUCAUUUUGUUUACGUACAGAUCAUGAAUUUUAGUCAACAUUUUAUUUCUCUCUGUGUUCUAACACAGUGUACAGUUAUAGAUGAGAUUAUAUAUACUGUUAUAGAUACUGUUUUUUAUUGGAGUUGUUUGUUAUUUAAUGAGUUCUUGUUUUUGUCUCCUAGCUGUUUUAGCUUCAAGUUGUUCCCUGUGUAUGUGACAACAUUGUUGUCUCAGUUUUUAUGUUAAGACUUUCCCUAUGUUGUGUCUGUACAUGUUCAGUGAUUGAUUUAUUGCUAUUAUUAAAUGAUCAAAAGUUCAUUAUGAAACUUCACAAUUUUAUUUCCACAUUUUUUCAUAUUAUACUCCCCCCCCCCCCCCCCCCCCACCACCACCACCACCACCAACACACAUGUAGGUGGUUGGUAAGUGUUAUAGUAAAUAUAAAUGAAGUCCAUUAAUUUACAUGUAGUUGUAUUAAAAAACUGUGAAUUACAGAUAGGAGAUACACUUGCUUGUUUUAAGAAAUAAAAUCACAGAAAUGAUACUCUGCUGAAAAAGAAGUGUUGAAAAUCUCAAUGUACAUGUAUGCGCAAGAUUCCUUGCAUAAGUUUUUGGGGGGAAGGGGGGGGGGGGCAUUUUCACAUCUUUUGAAAGUGAAACCUAUCAUGAAUCUCCUUGCGCAAAUUGACGCUUCAUGUUUAAAUGAGCUUUUAUUUGGUAAAAAAAAAAAUCAUUAUUGUUGUCAGGGAAACCACUUUAGACAACUUUUAUCUAUUUUUUUCUUUAAAUAGAAGUGAACAGUCACAUUAGAAUAAAAAAAUAAAAGACUUUGUUUUUGAAGGUUUUGGAAAAAAAAUUUUUAAUUACAAAUCUAAUGACAAUACAUAAAGAUAUACCACAGAUAUUUUGUUUAUUUUGAUAGCCAAAAAAAAAAAAAGAAAACUGAACUAUAUAAGAUUUUGUUCUUUAAAAUUUUGUACACUUUGUGAAAAUGGCACUUUUAAAGCAUUAUAUUUGUAGCAUGCAAGUUUAACUUGCCUGUAUUACAGGUAAGUGUGAUGAAUUUAGGGGGAAAAAUACUAUUAACAGAAAAAUCAACUAGAAAAUCAAAAUUUCUUGUCCAUGAGGUUUACAUCAAAAACAAAAGCUCAGCCAUGCUAAGAAAUUGCUCAUUUGCCAUUUCUUUGUUUUUAAUUUGAGGAAAUGGGGGGAAGGGGGAGGGGGUCCAACUGGUUUGCUAAACUACAUGCAUGUUUAAUGUUUUGCUCACAGAUACAUUUUGAGGGCAGCAUUUUUAUGCUCCCCCCCCCCCCACACACACACACACAAACAAAGGAAGAUGUGGGGAGGGGUAUAUUGGAAUCAGCAUUGUCCAUCUGUCUGUAGAAAUGAUUUUGUCUGGACUUGUUCUUAGAAACUAUUCCAUGUACAUGGAUUUGUCUGAAAAGUUGUUCACUCCUUAUUCACCUUGUAAAGAUGUGCACCUGAUAUUUUAAUCAUGAUUUGACAAUUUUUCUUCAUUUUACAGGUGUUUUUUUCAUUUUUAUGGACUUAGUCAUUUUGUUUUAGAAUUUUAUGAUGGUAACUUAAAGGUUAUAAGGCCUUGAAUCAUCAAACUUUGUCAAUUGGUGCAUCAUGGGUAGAAGGUGUGCUACACAUUAAAGUUAAGUCACUAUAAACUUUUAAGAUGAUAUGGCCAAUAUGACAAAAAUCUGUCAAGCUCAUAAAUGGAAAAUUAGUUGGCUUAGAAUCAUCAAGCUUUAUCAGUAAGUGCAUCUAUUGUAAAGAUGGGUAGCACCCUACCUCAAUGUCACUGUGACCUUUAAUUAAAAGAAAAUGAUGUGGCCAAAUAUCUCAAAACUCUUUUUUGGCUAAUGUAGAUGACUCCAAUGUCAGAAGGCUAUUAGUAUCAUUCCUGUUGGAGCAUUCCUGAUCAAGCAUGUGUUAUCCAUAUCUCUAGGGAAUUAGACAAAAGAAUUAAAGAUUUUGCCCUAAGAUAAUAAAACAGACUUAAAUCAAAAUUUUAAUCAUUUAUAAAAUAUUUAUUAAUUACUUGUGAACCGAAAGUCUUAAUUUGCAUACAACAGUAGUCUAUUGGUGCAAAUUUUAAAGUUAAAAAGCAUUUUAAUUUUGGACUGCUGAUUUAUUUCUUAAUCAUUUCAGCACAAUAUACAUUUUUUGUCUAAAGCUAAAGAUGUUUCAUGAUCCUAGGGCCAGGACCCAGAAUCGUGAUGCAGUCUUAGAUUUAAGUCCAAAUUUCAGUCAUUCAUGAAAUGAAUUAGAAACUGAUUCUUGAAAAUUAAAAUAAACAGCAUGAAAGGGAAUCAAACCUUUAUAACAUUUUAAAUUUCAGGUGGUUUCUAUUGUAAGAAUUUAAGACCAUUGACAAGUUUUGACUUAAGUCUAAAACUGCUUCAUGAUCUUGGGACCAGGUCUCUCAAUUUGCAGUUGAUAAUAUCUGUCAAAUUGACAUAAAAAGUUCUUGAUGGCCAACCUUUUAUUUUGGAUAUUGUAUAAUUUGAUUUUUAAUUAUUUUUUUUUCAUAUUUCAACAAAGAAAUUGCAGUGUCAUGUCUCUCUAAGAUGAUAGAUGGUUGCAAUGAAGUUUUUCAAUCUAAUAAAUAACAAUAUAAUGAAUAGCAUUUUGAUGCUUUAUUAGGCUGUGGCAUAGUUCAUCAUUCAUACGAAAUAAAAUGUGCAAAUAAAUUUUGACUGUCAAUGUUAACAUUGUGAACACACUCUAGAUCUAUAAAAUACUAUAGUCCAUGUACAUUUGGUAAAUAGUGAUGGUACCUUUCCUGAAAAACACAGUUGGGGUAUUAGUGCAUUCUGGACAGUUCCAGUUCUUGGUUUUUUUAAUUGAAUAUUCUUUCAAUAUUAACCUGUCCUUCUUAUAAAUUCUGAAUAAAUCUUCAGUAUUUUUCUCCUAGCAAUCAUUCAUUAGAGUACAUAAAAAAAUCUGAAUUUUAAUUACUUAACUCCAAAAUAUAUACAGGGAAAAAACACAAAGUUUUUUUUUAAGUUGUUAUAAGCUAUGUGCAGGUUUUUAGAUUUUGUCUUAUUUGUUGAUGCUUUUUCUAGCAAUAGUUUAAUUAUUCCUGUUCACUUAAAUGUAGACCUGCAAUAUGACUUUUAAAACUUUCAUGUAACUUGUGCUUAUAUGUCAGCUGUAUGCUUGCAUUUUCCUUAGUUAUGUAAAAUACAAUGGGUUAGUUCAAAUUUUAUUACGGUACUUUUAUCUCUUCAUUGCAUUUAUAUUUUCUUUGAAUCUCUUAUAAGUUUCUUUCUGUAUGUUAUAUUUGAAACAAUUUAAAUCAAUUCUUUAGGAAUGUGGAUGAAAUACUGGUUAUUACAAAUGAAAUUAGGGAUGUGUGGUCCAUUGUAUGAAGUGGACGAUCUUUAAAGUGAGGUGAUAGCCUUUUUGUAGAAGUCAAUUUUGUACAAACUUCAUUCCUCAGAGUUUUUUCCUUAUAGUGAACAAAGUUCUUGAUACUAAUACAUUUACAGUGUAUAUUUCAUUACAAUCAAAAUUUCAUAAAAGUCUCAAACACAUCCUUAAGUUUUGAACAAACUUUUUUCAAUAAUAAAAAGAAUUAUUUGAGGUUGUUACUUUUCCUUUAUACCUAAUUUUCUCAAACAUAAGAAGAAAAAAGAAAAGAGAAAAAAUCUUGUUUUUGAGGACCUGAAUCAGAGGGCUGUUUAGUUUUGUAUGUGAGUACAUGUAAAUAAUGAAAUGUGGUCUUUUGUUGAACAUAGCAUCUAUGUUACUGUUAUCUAUAAAUAUGUGAUUUGUUUUAUAAUUACAAUAAUAAAUGUCAUAUUUGA
This is a messenger RNA of Saccostrea echinata, 11840 nucleotides long. RefSeq names its product protein capicua homolog. The transcript is spliced from 26 exons. Gene Ontology annotation, cellular component: nucleus. Bases 385 to 7644 code for a protein of 2419 amino acids. NCBI's taxonomy places the organism in Eukaryota, Metazoa, Mollusca, Bivalvia, Ostreida, Ostreidae. Gene Ontology annotation, molecular function: DNA-binding transcription factor activity, RNA polymerase II-specific; RNA polymerase II transcription regulatory region sequence-specific DNA binding. The record is from RefSeq and is a predicted model, not a curated record. Gene Ontology annotation, biological process: regulation of transcription by RNA polymerase II.